Trichobilharzia regenti is the source of this 2439-nucleotide messenger RNA. NCBI's taxonomy places the organism in Eukaryota, Metazoa, Platyhelminthes, Trematoda, Strigeidida, Schistosomatidae. The record is from the annotation of a GenBank genome assembly.
AUGCAAAGUCUAAUCUAUCUAUCAUUAUUCUUAGCAUUUCAUCUUACCUAUGUUACUUCAUCAAGUGAACAGGACAUAGCAGCAGCUAAAUGGAGAUUUGAUGAAUUUGAAUUACACAUUAGUAUUCUAACCUUUUUAAUCGCUGUAAUACUAAUUAAAAUCGCUUUCCACUACACACCAUAUCUACCUGAGUAUAUACCAGAAUCAUUAUUACUUAUAAUUGUCGGAAUUAUAUUCGGCGCUUUUAUACGUUAUGCACUUGACAAUGGUUCAGUGAAAGUUAUUGUUUGGCGGUUAACACCGAAAUACUUUUUCCUAUAUCUGCUACCACCGAUUGUACUUGAAUCAGCUUAUGGAUUGUACAACAGAAUAUUUAGUGAAUAUCUUGGUACUGUAUUGUUAUUCGCUGUCCUAGGCACUGUAUUCAAUUUUCUCUUGAUUGGUUUUAUUCUCUAUGGUUUGUAUGCAGGCGGUGCAUUUGGUUAUCCAGAAAUCACCUUGGAUUUAAAAAGUUUCCUACUGUUCAGUUCAUUGAUUGUUGCUGUGGAUCCUGUCGCUGUAUUGGCUAUCUUUCAUGAUAUUGGCUUAGAAAUGAAUCUAUACUAUAUUGUAUUUGGUGAAUCACUGUUGAAUGAUGCCAUCACAAUUGUUCUCUAUGAAAUUAUGGUUGAAUUUACUGGGAAGAAAGAAGUCACUGGUGGGCAAAUCGGCAUUGGGAUAGCAUCAUUCUUCACUGUGAGUUUAGGUGGUCUUCUGAUUGGAGUUGUCUUUGGCAUAGUGACUUGUUUAAUAACACGAAUACCUAGCCAUCUUCAAACAAUGACAGUAUUACUCCUUGCCUACUUCUCUUACAUAAUGGCAGAUUGUAUUGGUUGGUCAGGGAUUAUAUCAAUGAUUGGUUGUGGAUUGAUUCAAGCUGCAUAUGCUUUCCAUAAUAUAGACAGACGAUCAGUAAUAACUAUAGAGAAUUUUGUCAAAGUUAUCGCUGAACUCAGUGAGUCUGUAGUCUUUGUAUUUCUCGGCGUAACUGUUAUCAGUGAAAUACUUAAAUGGCAUACUGGUUAUGCUCUAUGGUCAAUGGUGAUUUGUUUAAUAGCCCGUGGGAUUGUUGUUCUAGUACUGACAGCUAUUCUGAACGCUGUCAGUGUUGAUGAGACAAAAAUUAGUCUAACAGAACAAGCAAUUCUUAUCUACGGUGGAUUAAGAGGUGGUGUUUCACUUUGUUUAGCUCUUCAAAUUCCUAAUGAAAUAUUAGGCGAAAAAGGGGCAGACAAUCAAAAUAUCAUUGUUACUACAACAAUAUUUAUUAUUCUAUUCACAGUUGGUUUAAUGGGGACUACAAUUAAACCGUUAGUGAAAGCGUUAAAAAUACGUAUGGAAGAAGAAAAAACGCUUAGUUUAUUUGCUCAGUUGAAUGAAAAUAUAUUAGAUGAAACACUGUCUGGCAUAGAAGCGAUAGCCAAUUGUAAACGACGCAAUACUGUCCGAGAAUUUUUUAUGCGUAUUGAUGAAAAGUAUAUUCGUCGUAUACUACAACGUGAUCCUGAACGUUAUGAUGAAAAAAUAUUGAAAUUAUAUGAGAAAAUCUCUUUACGCCUGCAUUAUGCUAAAAUUCGACCAAAUGAAAUGGAGAAUUUUCUUACUGAUUUACCCGAUGGAAUACGAUAUAUUUAUAUGACAAGAGGAUUUAUACCUCAUAAUGACAAUAUUGGUCAUAGUAGUUUCGUUGGAAAUGAUAUACUCAUUGAUGAUCUUGAUGAACCUGUAGAAUCACAAAAGAUGCCAAAAUGUUGUCAAGUGAAGACGACAAAAUGUCAUUGGAAAUGUAAGCGAAAAUCUACUCCUCCCAAUGAUCUUGGAGAAGAUGGUGUUACCAAUAAUCUUAAAAGCUUGAAAGCGAUAAAUCUACCACCCAGAAAGAAGACAUUAAUAUCGUCAUUGAACAAUCGAACUAAAGAACAGUCAAUCGAUAAUAUUUUAAGAUAUUCUAGACGAGCAACACUAUUACCAUAUUUUAGAAGAGAAGCAGAUUUCAAUGAUCGAUUUUUAGAUAUUUUAAGAUCACGUAAUCGUGAACUUCAGUUAAGGUUACGAGGUGAAAGGACAGAGAAAUCGAUAGCACCAUCAUCGACUUCUUCUUCUUCUCAUUCGACAACUUCACAAGAGUCAGCGGUUAUAAUAAAACCAGCUAUAACAGUCAGGCAAACACUUUCGACAUCAUCACCAUCACCACCACCACCACCAACAACAACAACCAGAAAUAUACCAUCUGUUGAAGGAGACACUCCUCUGACAUCCGUCAGACAAAAAGUGUAUCAGCCAUCAGAUUCUGUGAUAAGCGAAGUGGAAGAAGAAGAAGGCGGGAAUGGCCAACAAAACCGUUCACAAACGAUACAUGAUUUACGAAAAUAUGAUCAAAGACGAGUGCAUUACACAUAG